Fonsecaea multimorphosa CBS 102226 is the source of this 1779-nucleotide messenger RNA. RefSeq lists its product as uncharacterized. Gene Ontology annotation, biological process: L-valine biosynthetic process. NCBI's taxonomy places the organism in Eukaryota, Fungi, Ascomycota, Eurotiomycetes, Chaetothyriales, Herpotrichiellaceae. Gene Ontology annotation, cellular component: mitochondrion; acetolactate synthase complex. Gene Ontology annotation, molecular function: acetolactate synthase activity; magnesium ion binding; thiamine pyrophosphate binding. The transcript is spliced from 3 exons. The record is from RefSeq and is a predicted model, not a curated record. The coding region runs from base 1 to 1779 and encodes 592 amino acids.
AUGUAUACAGCAUCCUUCGCUUUCUUCGAGGCGCUCUGGGAGGCCGGUGUCACCCAUGUGUUCGUCAACCUUGGGUCAGAUCACCCCUCGAUAAUGGAAGCGAUGGUGCAGGGACAAAGCCAGAAAGGCAGCCACUUCCCCAGAAUUGUUACGUGCCCAAACGAGAUGGUUGCUUUGUCCAUGGCGGAUGGGUAUGCAAGGCUGACCAACAAGCCUCAGUGCGUCAUUGUCCACGUUGACGUAGGCACGCAAGCCCUGGGCGCCGCUGUCCAUAACGCAUCUUGCGGCCGAUGUCCGGUCUUGAUUUUCGCCGGUCUCUCCCCCUAUACUCUCGAAGGCGAGUAUAGAGGGUCACGGACCGAGUUUAUCCACUGGCUACAAGACGUGCCAGACCAGAAGCAGAUCGUCAGCCAGUACUGUCGCUAUGCCGCCGAGAUUAAACGGGGCGCCAACGUCAAGCAGAUGGUUAAUCGGGCCUUGCAGUUUGCGACGAGUGAUCCACAGGGUCCGGUCUACCUGCUGGGCUCACGAGAAGCAAUGGAAGAAGACAUUAACCCCUACAGCUUGAAUCAGAGUUAUUGGAAUAGACUGACCCCAGCCAUACUUCCACAGGAUGCCGUCGAGCGUGUCGCGAAGUAUCUUGCCGAGGCUCAAGGCCCCCUCAUCGUUGUUGGAUAUACGGGACGCUAUGUCGAUGCCGUAACGGAGACAGUGAAGCUGGCAGACCUUGUGCCGGCGCUGUCGGUGCUCGACGCUGGCGGUAGUGACAUGAGCUUUCCUGCGGACCAUCCUGCGUCGCUUGGUGUUCGUACCGGCCGGCACGAGGCCAUCACAGCAGCAGACUUCAUUUUGGUUGUUGACUGCGACGUGCCUUGGGUGCCUACGCAGUGCAAGCCGAGAGACGACGCCAAGAUCAUCCAUAUUGAUGUCGACCCUUUGAAGCAGCAAAUGCCCCUGUUCUAUAUCAAUGCCUCGGACCGAUACAAGGCCGAUGCAGCUCUGUCCCUAAAGCUCAUCCGGGCUCAAGUUGCCGCCCACCACCGGCCAGGAGUCGGGAGCCAAUCGCAAUUCGAGAUGCGCAAGAGACAGCACAUGGAGCGCAUCGCGCAAGCCGACAAGCUUGCCGCAUUGCCAUCGAACCACAACACGGCCAUCAACGCCGCGCUGCUGGGUGCGCAACUUCGACAGUCCUGUCCAGAAGACACAAUUUACGUGGUCGAAGCCGUGACACUUACACAAGUUAUGGCCGAUCAGAUCCGGCCAGCGUUGCCCAAAUCGUGGAUCGGUUCCGGCGCCUCUGGCCUGGGUUGGUCCGGUGGCGCGGCACUGGGCGUCAAGCUGGCGACCGACUUCGAGCAAGGACCUGGCGCAGGCAGGUUCGUCUGUCAGGUUGUGGGUGACGGAUCGUUCAUGUUCAGCGUUCCAAGUUCGGUCUACUGGAUCGCCGCGCGUUACAAAAUUCCUAUCUUGACGAUUGUCCUGAACAACAAAGGCUGGAAUGCGCCGCGGAAGAGUCUCCUGCUUGUCCACCCGGACGGCCAAGGCUCGCGUGUCGAUAACAAAGCUCUGAACAUCAGUUUCGACCCGACCCCGGAUUACAGUGGGAUUGCCAAAGCCGCGGCUCAUGGCAACUGUUGGGCAGGGUGUGUCAAUUCCGUCGAGCAGCUGAUCAGGGAGCUACCGAAGGCUGUGGCGGUCGUCAGGGAAGGGAGCUCUGCUGUGCUGGAAGUGCAACUAGAUGUUGGCCGGGACGCUGUUUGGGCCACUGCCAAGAUAUAA